Messenger RNA from Caenorhabditis angaria, 532 nucleotides. NCBI's taxonomy places the organism in Eukaryota, Metazoa, Nematoda, Chromadorea, Rhabditida, Rhabditidae. The record is from the annotation of a GenBank genome assembly.
AUGAACGCUUUAGCUUUUGCAUCGGUUGGCGGGCGUUUCAACUUGGCUGUCAAAAAAUUCAGAUUGGAUUUAUGGGCAAAAGAAACACUUGGCAUCGAAUUUCUAAGAAUUCCGCCGUACCAUUGCUUCCUCAAUGGUAUAGAGCUCCUUUGGGCGCGAAUGAAAAAUGAUGUAACCUCUGAUGCUUGCGAUUUUUGAAAUGUUUCCAAAUUGCCGAUGAUGUAAGUCAAGUUCAUAUAUCACUGAAAAAUUUAUAUAUAUUUUCAUAUUUUUAGGUAUUUUCCGAGACUGAAUGACACUAAGAGUUUAACUAUUUCUUGAAAAUGUUACUCCUGAACUUACCCCAUGCGCACCAGCCUUCGAUUUCUCGGUCAGUUUCGAAAUGCAUAUUUCGACAUUUUUUGUUAUUUUUGGAAUUUCAAGAGAAAAAAUUGCCGAAAAAGAAGCGAGGGACAUUGCCAUUGCUCAACAAAGUUAUCAAAUUUCUAGCGAUGAAGAAGACGAAGAUGAAGAUGAAAAUGAUAAUACUUGA